CGGAGAAGUUCCCGUCCCCGCGCCCCUUUAUUUCCCAAGACUGUAUUUGUCGACCAGCAUCGUACUACUAGCACUGUUUUCUUUUCCAUUGAAAAUAUCAUCAAGCAGGUGAUCUGCAGUGCCCCUCUAGCAUGGAGAAGGCAGAUGAUCCAUGCUCCCCGUUCAAGAUUCUAAUCGCAUGUCCAUCUGGUCUUCCUCCAUCACAGGUUUCUGUAGCGUUUGGCGAGAGGUACGAUAGGAUUCCGCAUCCCGAUUCUAGCUUGGAGGAUUCCAUUUCCGAGAUUUGGAACCAACGGCUUCAGACAAACUCAUCGUUAUUCAAUGGGAGAAAGUUCAGAUAUGGAGGAUUAACAUUGCAUAGUGAAGGAGGAAGUUCAAAUGAAGAUUCCCAUGUAUGCCUCAACUUAGGUUUGACAGAUUAUAGGACUUUUGUGGGAACAAACUUAAGCCCAUUGUGGGAAAAAUUCCUUGUUCCAGCAGAAGACGACUGUAUUCGAUGUCAGCACACCUCAAGUCCUCUGGGUAAUGGUGCUAUUGUGGAGACAUCAGAUGGGAAAAUAAUUCUGUUGCAAAGAAGUAAUAAUGUAGGUGAAUUUCCAGGUCACUUUGUAUUUCCAGGAGGUCAUCCUGAGCCUCAAGAGCUUGGGAUAGAAUCUCAUGACCAUGUGAAGGGUUUUGAAGAUUCCAAUACCAUUAACGGAAAGGUUUCACAGGAGAUGUUUGACAGCAUUAUUCGUGAAGUUGUGGAAGAAAUUGGAGUACCGCCUGAAUCCCUUAGAAACCCAGUUUUUAUUGGUAUAUCCCGCAGAGAACUAAAUGUUCGACCAGCAGCUUUUUUCUUCAUGAAGUGCAGUCUGGAGUCUGUGGAAAUUCAAGAUUUGUAUACCAAUGCACAAGAUGGCUACGAGUCCACUCAACUUUAUACAGUUCCAUCGAUUGAUAUAGAGAACAUGACGUCCAGAAUGCCAGGCUGCCAUCAUGGUGGAUUUUUUCUCUAUAAGUUGAUGUUACAAGCUGCCAAGGGCGAUAAGUUCAUUACUGAUCAUUAGAGUUCUCAGCCUUUUCACAUGGAUUGGGGAAUUUAUCCAAGAAUAGACUCGAGAACAUGUAUGAAAGCAGUUAAAGCCAAAUUUCUGGCAACCAGGGAUCUUUUUUCAGAAGUUUCAAUUAGUAGCCAUCCAGAUUUACUAUGACAUAAGUUACAUACUAGAAAAGAUGCAACUCAGACCCAUCUCGUCAAAGUUUACAUUAGUCAAAUAAAUUAGCUUUCCCUAAAUAGUAUUACAAGCAAAUGCUCUAUGAUAGAUUGUGUUUAAUAAGGGCAGAUUUAAUCAUUAACUAAUGUUGGGCUCUGCCCCAAUAGCGACAAUAGAGAUGACUUUCGAGUUACUCCAGUUCCUUUUCAUAUGAUCUUCUUAUACAAUCAAAGGACGCCUUGGGAUCCAAAGGUGAGCUUAUCUUGAGAUUGCUUAUAACAUUUUAGCUUCCAUUUAAAGGAAAGUAUGAUAAUGUUGUGAUGCAGGGUUUGACUUUACUAAUCAACCAUUCUUUUUAUCUCGUUUUGAUGCUUGCAGUAAGGCAAUAAAGAUAAAACCAAGCACGAAGGUAUGCCUCAUAUCUCAAUAAACUUUUCUGGUGUACCUUGUUCUGCUGAGUUCUUGAUCUUUCUCUCUUAUUUUAUUGCAUUAUUAGUCAGCUUCAUAUUAAA
Messenger RNA from Cucurbita maxima (winter squash), 1708 nucleotides. RefSeq names its product nudix hydrolase 9. The record is from RefSeq and is a predicted model, not a curated record. NCBI's taxonomy places the organism in Eukaryota, Viridiplantae, Streptophyta, Magnoliopsida, Cucurbitales, Cucurbitaceae. The transcript has 9 exons. Gene Ontology annotation, molecular function: GDP-mannose hydrolase activity. The coding region runs from base 132 to 1049 and encodes 305 amino acids.